GUCUAAGUAAAGUCAAUCAACAUCUUCAAGAUCUAAAGACAGAAUGAAAAGUGCUACAGCUUUGCUGCUGAUCCUAUGCCUGUCAGGGGCUUUGGUUCAGGCAGAGAUGGCCUCACAGUCUGACAUCAGUGCUGAGCUGGGAGCACUGAGAGCCUCGGUGGAGGAGCUGAGGUUGAUGGAGAACAGACUGGCAGCAAGCGAAAGCAAUGUGCAAGCUCAGGAGAACACAGUGAAGGAACUUAGAGCAGAGCUGGAUGUGACUAAGACGGAGUUACUUCACUACAAAGAGCAGGCAGAGAAGAUGGAAAAAAAGCUUGAUGGAUCCAAAGUGGCCUUCUCUGUGGCUUUGACUGAAGCAGUAGGACCCUUCAGGGUUGAAACUACAAUAAUCUACCCAAACAUCAUCACGAACAUCGGCAAUGCUUACAACGCCCACACAGGUUUCUUUACAGCCCCCAUCAGCGGCGUCUACUUCUUCAGGUUUAAUGUUAUGGAUAGUUGGAAAGAUAGCGCCAUGGGCGCAGCGUUGUACAAGAACAACCAAAGAGUUCUUCUAAAUAAUGCCUGGAAUCACUGGGAGGACAAUGAGCAUGUUUCCAACGGAGUAGUCCUGGAGCUCUCUCAGGGCGAUGUAGUGCACAUGCGUCUUCCUGCAUGGUACAGUGUCACUGAUUUUGGUGAACAUCACUUCAACAUUUUCAGCGGUUUCCUUCUUUUUCCCAUGUGAGAACAUGGCAGGAGUGUGUUAGAGGUUGCAUGUUGCUCAAUGAAAAGCACCUCAGUUUCAAAAUACUGCGUGUCACAUGUUUGCUUAACAUAAGUAAAGCUCAAAUAAAAUAAGCUUCUAUAAAAA
Molecule: messenger RNA, 853 nt
Organism: Sander lucioperca (pikeperch)
Lineage: Eukaryota; Metazoa; Chordata; Actinopteri; Perciformes; Percidae
Product: complement C1q-like protein 2
Exons: 3
Coding region: 44-727 (227 amino acids)
Molecular function (GO): protein binding
Source: RefSeq, a predicted model, not a curated record